AUGCGCUCAAAACAUCACUACCAUCAGCGGCUCAGCGCCCACGAAAUAAGGAAAUGGCACUCUGAGGCGCGUCAGAAGCGGCUGCAUGAGCGGUGGGUGCCGUAUUCCCUCCGGUGGAAGGGAGGGAUCUUUUUACGCGUGAUGCCCCAGAUGAUAUUUGCUGGACUAUUCUCCGCGGCGAUUUGUUCUGUCCUCAGCUUUACGGGCCUCCACAUCGCGUUGAGAUCGCCGAUUCUGUUCACGGCAUUUGGGUUCGUCGUCGGCAUUGCGAUCUCGUUCCGCAUGACGGCGAGCUACAAUCGUUGGUGGGAGGGCAGGAUGCAGUGGGAUCAUCUCUCGGCUGUGUCCAGGAGUAUGGCGAGGACCGUCUGGUUGCAUGUUCCACCGCCGAAGGCGAAGGAGUUGUCCGUGGCGGGUAUGAUGAACGAAGGACAAGGUGUUAGGGAUAAGAGGGCGGUUAUGAAGGUCAUUCAUGCGCUGGCGGUCGCGUUGAAACACCAUCUGCGUGGUGAGAGGGAGUGGGAUGAUCCUGAGGUUUUGGGGUUCAAGGAGUUGCUGGAUGGAAUUGGAGAGUACCCGUACAACUCCAUCAACCACCCGCUCACCCUGUCCCUCUACCUAAGCUCCUACGUCGAGCACGCCCGCACCACCACUGCGAUCGAUACCCAAGUCCUCACCCACCUCCUCACGCACGUCGACACCUUCACCUCGAUCAUUUCCGCGUGCGAGCGCCUCCUCCGCACUCCCAUCCCGCUCGGCUAUCAGAUCGCCAUCUGUCGGCUGGUCUGGUUCUUCAUCCUCUGCGUCCCCAGCCAGCUGUGGCGCGAGCUCCGGUGGUGGACUGUUCUCGUCACCGUGGUGCUGGCUUACAUGGUCUUCGCCCUGGCCGAAGUUGGAUUGGAGAUUGAGAAUCCCUGGGGGGAGGGCCCGAAUGACCUCGAUCUCGAUAGGUAUUGCAAUCUACUAGCCCUCGAUCUAGAUGAGAUCACGAAUACCAUUCCGCCAAAGAGAGGGUGGGCCACGUUUGAUAUCGGCACCGGGAGCUCGAGUGCCUCGGUUACAGGCACUACUACGCCCACGCCUGCGCCGACACCAACGCCGACGCCGAGGAGCUGGGGGGUGUUGGUGGACGUGAGCGCCAGGCUUGAGGAAGAUAUGGGAGAUGUUGUGUAG
Tricharina praecox is the source of this 1173-nucleotide messenger RNA. RefSeq names its product Bestrophin, RFP-TM, chloride channel-domain-containing protein. Gene Ontology annotation, molecular function: chloride channel activity. The coding region runs from base 1 to 1173 and encodes 390 amino acids. The record is from RefSeq and is a predicted model, not a curated record. NCBI's taxonomy places the organism in Eukaryota, Fungi, Ascomycota, Pezizomycetes, Pezizales, Pyronemataceae. The transcript has 3 exons.